AUGGCUUGGCCUUGCCCUUUUUUCAAACUCCUCAAGCAAAUGGCACAUUUUUUCCGAGACAAUGAGCAAAAUCAUAGCCAAAUAAAGUAUCUAUUGCUUGCACUUUGUUUCAAUCCUUCAAAACAUUUGGAACAUCCAUGGCGUAUAGACGACAGCGAGAUCCGCAAUAUGUGUGAAUCACGAAUGAUCCGGGCUUAA
Messenger RNA from Dovyalis caffra, 198 nucleotides. The record is from the annotation of a GenBank genome assembly. NCBI's taxonomy places the organism in Eukaryota, Viridiplantae, Streptophyta, Magnoliopsida, Malpighiales, Salicaceae.